AGUACCGCAAUGCUUGUCUUUAUUUUCUGUUCUCUUGUUUUGUACCGCUCGAACUAUUUCGGUUGACUAAUGCAGUUCAACGACAGAUCCUAAUCGCCCGCUUUAGGUUCCUCCCGUCAUCCUCGUCGAAGAGCCUUGCCGAUUCACAACAAUUGAUGCAUUGCGUCGACACCAAUUCCCCAUAUACCUACGAGCGGAUGCGACGGUGAACGGGAUUGACACAUGUGUCGCGUAUAUAUACAAAUCACUUCGCAAACAUAGACUUAUCCAGCCAUGGGUUGCAUGAGCUCCAAAGUCGAGGUGGAGGACAAGGAGGCCGCCAGAGUCAACGCCGGUAUUGAGAAACAGAUCCGCAAUGACAAAAAGACAUAUGACCGAACGGUCAAGAUCCUCCUAUUAGGAGCUGGAGAGUCGGGCAAGUCCACCAUCAUCAAACAAAUGCGUAUCAUCCACUCGGGCGGAUUCCCGGAAGACGAACGCCGGCAGAAUCGUGCGGUUAUAUACUCGAAUUUGGUGGUGGCAUUCAAAGUGUUGAUGGAGAUUAUGCAAACACAGAAGAUUGAUUUUGAAAAGGAAAGCAAUCAGUCUUUAGGAGAUAUUCUCGCCAAAACCGAAGCCGAUGUUGACACCGAUGAAGCAUUUUCCGAUUUGAGUAUUAAAGAGGCGAUGGUACAAUUAUGGAAUGAUCAAGGGGUUCAGCAGGCAGUUGCCCGAGGGCAUGAAUUUGCGCUUCACGAUAAUUUGCAUUAUUUCUUCAACUCGAUCGAUCGUCUAUUCACACCCGGCUGGUUACCCGACAACCAAGACAUGCUUCAUUCUCGACUUCGCACAACUGGUAUCACAGAAACAUUAUUCGAAUUAGGACAGCUUAACUUUCGCAUGAUGGACGUGGGAGGACAACGGUCCGAACGAAAGAAGUGGAUUCACUGCUUCGAAGGUGUGCAAUGUCUUCUUUUCAUGGUUGCGCUAUCUGGAUACGAUCAGUCUCUACUCGAAGAUCAGAACGCGAAUCAAAUGCACGAAGCAAUGAUGCUCUUUGAAUCUCUCGCAAACGGCGAAUGGUUCAAACGCAAACCCAUCAUGCUCUUUUUGAAUAAAAUGGAUCUCUUCAAAACCAAACUCCCCUUAUCACCCAUCAACAAACAUUUCCCGGACUACAGCGGCUCGCCAACAGAUUUCGACACGGCUGCAAAAUAUUUCGCCGAUCGGUUCCGCAGUAUUAAUCGCAUGCCUGAUCGUGAGAUUUAUAUUCAUUAUACCAAUGCGACGGAUACGACGUUGUUGAAAGCCACGAUGGAUUCGGUGCAGGAUAUGAUUAUUCAGAAGAAUUUGCAUACGCUAAUCUUAUGACGGUGAACGAAGCCCCAGGAGUUGUCUGCACCUGUGGGCUUCGCUAUCUGUCUUCUCAAUGUUCACGUGCGCCGAAUUCCUCACUAUAUUCACAUCGACAUCGAUCGACACGCUCUCCUUGACUUCUUUCAUUGUGUUGUGAGCUCUAAGAUACCUUGUCAUGAUUCCACGCCUCUCCUAUGCUCCAUACCAGCAUGCGACUCGACUCGACUCUCAUUGUCACGCUUCUCCUUAUCUUUGACAUUCUCUUCAUGCAGGUCCAGGCGUCUUUCAUUCUUUUCUGCUCUUCUAGCCCAUUGUAUAUUUAAUCAGCAACCUGCAUGCUUUUUGACUUUGUAACAUGUAGGAUGAUGGGUUCGUUCUGAAUCCAGAGGUUAUCGCAAGACACAUCAAUUUAUAUAACUAGGUAUAUGUAGGAUGACAGUCAAAGUCAUUUAAAUAUGGAAUAUAAAUCAAUAAAUAUCGCCUGAUCUCUGUCAU
Molecule: messenger RNA, 1830 nt
Organism: Talaromyces stipitatus ATCC 10500
Lineage: Eukaryota; Fungi; Ascomycota; Eurotiomycetes; Eurotiales; Trichocomaceae
Product: G protein complex alpha subunit GanA
Exons: 5
Coding region: 274-1350 (358 amino acids)
Biological process (GO): G protein-coupled receptor signaling pathway
Cellular component (GO): heterotrimeric G-protein complex
Molecular function (GO): G protein-coupled receptor binding; GTPase activity; G-protein beta/gamma-subunit complex binding
Source: RefSeq, a predicted model, not a curated record